AUGGUCCACACACACUGCCUCCAAGCAGGCAAGCUCUUCAACGUCGACGGCUGGGUCUGUCUCGUCACGGGCGGCGGCACCGGCAUCGGCUUGAUGAACGCCCAAGCACUUGCUGCCAAUGGGGCGAAAGUGUAUAUCACCGGUCGCAGAUUUGAGGUUUUGGAGAAUGCCGCCAGGGAACAUAGUCCUAACGAGGGGAAGGGGGAGAUUAUUCCAAUCGGCCCCUGCGACGUAACCGACAAAGACUCGCUCCAAUCCCUCGUCACCGACCUCUCCUCGCGCGAAAAACACUUGAACGUCCUCAUCUGCAACGCCGGCAUCUCGGGCCCCAAAGCCGACCCUGGCGUUUCCGACUCCGCCUCGGCCAUCGCCCAGGAGCUCUGGUCCAAGGAAUCCUUCGACGACUGGUCCUCCGUUUUUACGACGAACGUAUCCUCAGUUUACUUCACCACCGUCGCCUUCUUGCCCCUUUUGCAAGCAUGCAGCAAGUCCGAGCCGCACCCCGAUCAGGAGGGACACAGCAGCCACAUGGCGGGUAACGUGAUCGUCAUCUCUUCGAUGAGCGGGAUCAUGCGCAAUGCCCAGAAACAUUUCAGUUAUAAUGCUAGUAAGGGCGCGACUAGCAAUUCCAUUGCUCCCGGGUAUUUUCCGUCAGAGAUGACGACGGGGGAGAGCGAUGAGAAGAAUAAGAGUGAAUUAUCGGAUGAGAAGGUUAAGGGGCAUGGACACAAGGUUCCGGCGGAACGGGCGGGUCAUGAUGAGGAGAUGGCUAUGGCGACGCUGUUUCUGGCGAGGGAUCGGUAUGUGAAUGGGAGUGUGAUUUGUGUUGAUGGAGGUGUUUUGGGGGUUGUGCCUGGUAACUGA
Messenger RNA from Sordaria macrospora k-hell, 864 nucleotides. NCBI's taxonomy places the organism in Eukaryota, Fungi, Ascomycota, Sordariomycetes, Sordariales, Sordariaceae. The record is from RefSeq and is a predicted model, not a curated record.